Molecule: messenger RNA, 342 nt
Organism: Rotaria sp. Silwood2
Lineage: Eukaryota; Metazoa; Rotifera; Eurotatoria; Philodinida; Philodinidae
Source: the annotation of a GenBank genome assembly
AUGACGAAUAAUGAUACAUCAAUUGAACAUGAUAUAUCAUCUAUAAUUGCUUCAAUCGAUACAAAAGUAUCAUCAUUAUUCAGUCAAUUGCUUUCUACUAAUCUAUUAUUAUCAAUAAAAUCUAAUUCUGAUCAAACACUUUUUCUUCAUAAACCAAAUCGUCUUGUUUAUAGUAAAAAACUUGAUUCGAAUGAUAAUAAUCAUCUUAUUAAACCAAUUAAUUUUGAACAUGAAACAAAAUGUUUAAAUAUAUUACAAACAAAUAUUGAUCAACAUAUUGAAAAACAAAGAACAAUACUCGAUACAAUUUCACAUCAGUUUAAAAAUGUUAUGAUUGUCUAA